Dentiscutata erythropus is the source of this 390-nucleotide messenger RNA. NCBI's taxonomy places the organism in Eukaryota, Fungi, Glomeromycota, Glomeromycetes, Diversisporales, Gigasporaceae. The record is from the annotation of a GenBank genome assembly.
AUGCUUAAUUUACUUGAUCUUAUUCCACCAGAAUUAAUACCAUUUAUUACGAAGUAUCUUCCGAUUCAAGAUCUUAAAAAUUGCUAUAGUCUAGAUGAAAUAUGGAAAACCGAAGCUAUUAGAGAAAUUCGCAAAAGAUUAAUAGUGGACUGCUCAUUCAUUGAUAGUAAAACAACUGUUAAAGCACUUAUUGAUCCCAAAUCCCAGUAUAAUAGUAUCAGUAAAGCACUUGCCCGAAAAAUGGAUUUAUAUAUAACAAGGAUGGAUGGAUCUAAAUAUCCAGCGGUAGAAGCUCUUGGUGUUGGUGUGACAAAUGCUGGUAAGAAAGUGAUGGUAGGGGGGUGGCUUCGUGAUGAAGAAGUUUCUAUUUCUUUACCCAAUAUCUUUGAC